CAUCAUCAUUUAUUAAAUAUUAAGAUCGAAUCGAUCUGCGCGAUUACUUACAAUACAUUUAUAUGAAACGAAAAUUGGACACUAUUAAAGGGCUGAAAAUCUUACAUUACAAUGGAUUUAAACUUGUGUAGAGUGUGUUUAGAUAAAUCUGCAACCAUUUCUGUGUUUAGUAAACAAAAUGAUAUUCAAUACAGUGCUAAAAUAAUGCGGUGCGUCAAUAUAAAUAUUAGUGAAGAAGACGGAUUACCAUCAAUGUUAUGUUCUAAUUGUGUUGCUGAGCUCGCUGUAUGCUACCAGUUUGUGCAAAAAUGUGAAGCAUCCGACAAAACAUUACGGUCACUAUCCAAUGACUAUUUCAGCGAAAUACAAACAAAAAUUAAAGUAGAAGUUAAGCUUGAAAACGUUGAAGAAGUAAACGAAUUUGAUCACGACUAUGAUUUGUCAGAUGCCGCCUCUGAACAUUUGCAGAAUAUUGAGAAAAAGAAAGGUAAAAGAAAAGAAAGAAAAAAAUUGUUUAAAAAGAAUGUGCGGAGAACCAAAGCUGCUCCUAUACAGUGUGUUAUUUGUGGUCUGCUCGUAAUUAGCCCAUCGGCAAUGCAAAAUCACAUGCGCAUUCACACCGGUGAGAAACCAUUUGAUUGUUCGUUUUGCGAAGCCAAGUUUCGUACGAAAGGUGCAAUGAAGCGGCACGUUGACACCUACCAUUGCAAGCGCGAAAGAAAAUUUACCUGUGAAACGUGCGGCAACAGCUUCUUUAGGAAAAACGAUAUCAUCACACACAUGAGGGUGCAUUCUGGAGAGAGACCAUACGUCUGCCCAUUUUGCUCUCAGCGUUUCCGGCAGGCGGCUUCGUUGAUACGACAUAAGAGGACACACACGGGUGAAAAACCUUAUUCUUGUCCAAUAUGUGACAAGAAAUUUGGUGACAAAAAUCUUGUCCGGAAACAUCAAAGCGUGCACAGUGAUGAGAGGAACUUCAGCUGCCAUCUAUGCAACAAGUGCAUGAAAUCCAAGACUGCACUGAAUGCUCACCUGAAUUUACAUACAAAUGAAAAGCAGAACAUUUGCAGUUUCUGCGGCAUGGCCUUCGCAAUGAAAGGCAACUUGCAAACGCACAUACGACGAGUGCACUCUGAGAAGUCGGGACAGUGCAACAUUUGCUUAAAGACAUUUUCGAACCUUGAGGUGCAUAUGCGUAAACACACAGGUGAAAAACCUUUCACAUGUGGGUUGUGUAAUGCAGCAUUUGGAGUAAAAAGGAGUCUCGCUCACCAUAUCAUGUUUAAACAUGAAAAUGCUGAGAAGUUCAAAUGUUCCAUAGGGGAAUGCACCAAAACAUUUCCCACUGCCACCAUGCUGGAAUUCCACCUGCUGAAGCAGCACACCAACCACACUCCAUACAUCUGCCAGUAUUGUUCACGGGGGUUCUUCCGCACCAGUGAUCUCUCUAGACAUCUUAGAGUUAGUCAUAUUGACAGUCAAAUUAAGCCAAUAUCUUUAAAACCUUUAGUUGCUAAGCCAUGUACAUUGCAAUAUUCAGUUCCAAAUGUUAUGUAGAUAUUGUAACUAGAUAUUUAGUAAAACCGAAGAAGAAAGAUCUUUUUGAAGGAUUUGAAAUAUUACAU
This is a messenger RNA of Papilio machaon (common yellow swallowtail), 1625 nucleotides long. RefSeq names its product zinc finger protein OZF. The transcript has a single exon. Gene Ontology annotation, molecular function: zinc ion binding. The coding region runs from base 112 to 1557 and encodes 481 amino acids. The record is from RefSeq and is a predicted model, not a curated record. Gene Ontology annotation, cellular component: nucleus. Lineage: Eukaryota; Metazoa; Arthropoda; Insecta; Lepidoptera; Papilionidae.